AUGGAUGUCAUAGGCCUCUAUGGGCUCAUUGCAGCCAAAACCUACUUGCAAGUCACCGGCGCCUACGAUAAACCAUGCAACGAUGAUGAUUCGAAAGUGGUCAUAGAUGAGAUGACCGAAGUCCCCGAGUGUUACACCCAAACCAAACAGACCUCGGUGGAAUCACAAAACACCGUUCUUGUCAUUGAUGCUGCAUCAGAUAUUGGGGGCACCUGGGCAGCAGAGAGGCUGUACCCCAACCUGCUCAGUCAGAACUCAUAUGGAUUGUAUGAGUUCAGUGAUCUGCCACUGUUAGAUGUGGUGCCAGAAGACAAAGAGGGUGCAGGAAAACGGUUUAUUGCUGGAUGGAAGAUAAAUCACUAUUUACAGGCCUGGGUCGCUAAAUGGAAUCUGAAAAAGCAUAUCAGAUUGAAGUGGAAGAGUAAAGAAUGGGAGCUCAAUGUCAGCAUCGGAACAGGCUCACCUCAUGAGACACAACUUAUCUGCGAUAAACUCAUCCUCGCGACGGGUCUGACAUCGGUUCCAAGCAUUCCAAGUCCGGGGAUUCCAGAGGCAACAAGAAAGAGCCCUCGUCGUGUUAUUCAUGCCAAAGAUAUCGGUCACUGGGCUCGGGAGAUUCUGGGAUAUGAACCGAUACCUCUCAUCGGAGAUUCUCAAGCUCAAGAAACAGUAUCUCAAAUUUCUAGGUCAGAUUUAAAAAUGCGCUCCGUUGUUAUCUACGGCGGAGCCAAAUCAUCUUUUGACCUAGUGCAUUUCUUCGCCAAGCUUCAUCAGGUUGAUCCUGCAUUGCACCUAAAGACUGUCUCGAAGGACCCGGUCCAAGUCCAUUGGAUUAUACGAGAUAACGGCAAUGGUCCAGCGUGGAUGGCAUCUCCAACUUCGAAACUCCCAAACGGGAAGGAGGUGGCCAGUGACAAGGCUGCAAGCACUAGAUUUCUUCACUAUCUGGACCCCGCUUGCUACGAGAUCCCUAAAAAACUCUCCUUUAGUCGCAUCCAACCAUUUCCAGGUUGGAAGUGUCAUAUGGAGGGCUCAUGGCUGGCUCGGCUACUACAUGGAAAUCCUCUCGGUCGAUGGUGGAUUCGAUCCUUCUGGAGCUCGGUCGAUAUCAAUCUAGAGGAGUUUGCGCACGUCGUUUCUUGUGCCUCUGGGAUCGGGAUCGCCAACCAGCCUGAUCUAUGGGAGACCGUCAAAUCCCCACACGUGAACAUUUACCGGUCGGUCAUCACCAGUAUUUCCGAACACAGCGUGGAAGAUGGUGCUGAGCUUGGAGAUGGCGUCAUGAUACAUCUUGAGGAUGGUGUUUGCAUUCCCAAUGUGGAUUUAGUGGUACAUGCCACUGGCUACAAGCCGGUAAUCCCCAUCACGUUUUGCCCUCCGAAACUUCGUCUUGAAUUGGGCCUAUCCGGUCUGGUAAGACCGCAAAAAAAAAUAGAGACAGCUGAAUUAACAGAGAUGUACGAUCCAGUUGAGCUUCCCCUUGAUCUCGCGACCAAGGAAUACCUUCAGGCUUGGAAGCCUUCAGACCAGGAGGCGGAGCUUGUGGCAAGAAAGACCUUGGCUGCGGCAGGGUGCAUUCCACUUGAUAGAAAGACACCAUCAUGGGCCGGUGAGAAGCAAAUACUCCCGUACCGUCUCUUCCGUCGUAUGGUUGCCCCAAAGCUGGUGGCAGAGGGCGAUCGCUCAUUUGCAACCAUCGGGGUUAUUAUGACAUCCACAAUUGCUGUGGUCGCUGAGGUCCAGGCCCUCUGGAUCACAGCAUUUUUAACAGGUGGAUUCGACCAACCCUUCACCGAAACUAGACCGGAGUAUCCUCCAGCACUUUCUCUGGGAGGAUUAUCUGAAAUGAUGAUGAACAAAAUCAUUUCAGAGGAGGUUGCGCUUGGUUCGCUCACAGGUCCAACAGGUCUGGAGGUCGACGCGAUACAUGUAUGUUGUCUGGGAUCCCGUUCGAAGGUAACAUUGGCUUUUGUCAACGAAGAGCCUGAGAAGGAGAAGGCCGAUGAACUGGAGAAGGCAAGAGAAGAAUCUCUUGCCCCAGAAAAUGAGCUACAAGAAUCCUAUAAAAAUACAGAGCCAGGUAAAGAGAAUCGCGUGCAAGAGUCGAGUACUCAGUUGCCACUGUGGCCAACCGAUGCCAUAUCCUCCGCUCAUGCGAUUUUAAACCCCACAACGACGACAUUUAGUCACAAUGAUGAAUCGGCGGUUGCUGGACUACUGGCAUUGGGAACAAGUGCCACUGAAAUGAUAGGACCCGAGCUGAGCGUGUCAGACUUUACGUUUUCAUCUCCAGCGAAAGAGCUCGCAAAUCAAGACACGUCACCUGCACAGGGACCUGGACCUUCAAUGGCAUUUUCUCCAAUUCAACUUCCUCAGCAUGCACCAAUAAGCCCCGAAGCUCCGUUAACCGAACCACUCGAGCUGUUGCGCCACUAUCGCUAUCAUGUAGCUCCUUGGGUAAGUGCAACCAAGGUCAACUAG
This is a messenger RNA of Penicillium macrosclerotiorum, 2481 nucleotides long. RefSeq lists its product as uncharacterized. The transcript is spliced from 4 exons. The coding region runs from base 1 to 2481 and encodes 826 amino acids. The record is from RefSeq and is a predicted model, not a curated record. Lineage: Eukaryota; Fungi; Ascomycota; Eurotiomycetes; Eurotiales; Aspergillaceae.